GCCUGUGGAACGUGUCAUUUUAUUCCACCAAACGGAGUUUCCCGAAGAGGAACGGACCUUGCCUUGUGAACCUGCCUGUUUGGUACUCUUCUGAAUGGUAAAGCACUGCCUGCUCCUGUAGUUUGUGGGUCGAUGACAGUGUGUGUCGAACAGCUGAUAUCCCUAACCCUCAUGCAGUAACAUGCUAUCAGGAUCUUGCAUGCUGAAACAGCACCUAUUCAGCAGUGGGGCAAAGCCACCUGCUGGGGACUGGCCCUGCUCAUUUUGCCUUGGGCACAGCACGCUGCUGGGGCUGUAAAGAAGGCUCAGCAAAGAGCACAGAGCCUGGGAAAUCGUGGGAAGUGAGCUCGUUGGGGAAAAAGCUGCAGCAAAAGAACAUUUUUUAAUAUUGGUCUGACCCCAGCCAAAGCUGCUACUGCUUUUUCUCAGGUGCUGAGUUCUCGCAGCACACUCUUAGCUGGGAUGGCUGCCUCGGGUUUGUGAGCUCGGUGCCUGUGUCUAGCAGCGAGGCCUGUUCCCCGGGCACUGCCUCUGGAGCUCUUUGAAGAGUAAAUACUGUCGCUUUUCUGGCAGGUCUCCGCUCUGUCCUCUCUUUCUGGCGGUCUGCAGCGUGGGGAGCUCAGCAAGGCGCAGCUCUGCCUUGUUGACAUGCAGUGUCUUCCCUUGUCCCUGCAGUACGGGGCACGGAACACGUGUUCCAUAAGCAGCUGGAGGGAGCAGGCUCGCUGCUGUGCACCUGCUCUGGCGCGUUCCCUUGCCUCUGCCUUUCCCUGUCUCUCCGGGGUCCCAUUGCUGCAGAGUAGGGAGCAGCAUGCGGAGCUGGAGCCGUCUGAUUUCAAGUGUGUCAGUACUAGGCCAACCAGGGAUCAGAUGGAUCGAAUGGUGCUGGUUACCUCCAGGCAUUAAGGAAACUUGCUCCCCCUGGAAAUCAUUUCAUCUCUGUCCUCAAAAAUGGCCUAAAACACUUGUCCUGCAGCACUGCCGCCAGUUCUUAAAUCCCCGUUAGUUUCUCCUUUGCGUUUUGUCUGUCGACAGUUCUGCUGAGGUUAAAUUUAUUUUUGUUUUCUUUCCCUGCCUGCCUUUCAUUAGUGAGACAUUUUUAUGAUUUUUCAGCAUUUGUGGCGCUUUUGUAAAGCGUGGUUUAACGGUAUAUGCUGUUAAUGCAACAAAUGCUGCCUCACUUUUCUGCAUGUGCCUGGAGGGAGCAAAACUGGACCGUUGCCCAGCACGUCCCAGCAUGUCCCUCUUGCCCUGUUGUGCUAAUCCCUAGGCAGGCGCUUGUUGGAGACAGGCUGUGGUGUUUGUUCCCGGUGCUGGCUGGGAAGCAGAGCAGGCGUUGGGAAGCGGGGAUGGGAGGCCAGGAGGAGGACCUCGGGGGGGCUGACCCAGAUCUCUGCCCCUGCCCGAGCGGUGGGGUGUCCGGCUGCACUUUGAACCCCGGGGAGGGUGGCGGGCGCUCUGCCCGCCCGCGGUGUUUGAGGUUUGGCCCACGUCAGAUCCGGGCUGAGUCGGCUAUGGUGAGGAGAUACAACGCCAGCACGGGGGCAGCGCCUUUUGACUCCCUGCAGGUGGCUGACAUCGGCGACGUGAACGUGAACCUCUACAACCUACCCGACAGCUGCCGCUUCAUCCGAGAGUCCUACCAGAAGAUCGUGGCCUCCGGCUGUGUGCCCCUCACCUUGGGUGGAGAUCACACCAUAACCUACCCCAUCCUGCAGGCUGUGGCAGAAAAGCAUGGUCCCGUGGGACUGGUGCAUGUGGAUGCUCACACCGACACCGGGGACAGAGCCCUGGGGGAGAAGAUCUACCACGGGACCCCAUUCCGGCGCUGCGUGGAGGAAGGGCUGCUGGACUGCAGCCGCGUGGUGCAGAUCGGCAUCCGAGGCUCCUCUUAUGACCCUGACCCUUACCAGUACUGCCGGGAACAGGGGUUCCGGGUGGUCCUGGCUGAAGAGUGCUGGCUGAAGUCCCUGGGGCCACUGAUGGAGGAGGUGAGGAAGCAGAUGGGGGAGCAGCCGGUGUACAUCACUUUUGAUAUCGAUGGGCUGGACCCUGCCUAUGCCCCUGGCACCGGGACACCGGAGGUGGCUGGGCUCACACCCGCACAGGCUCUGGAGAUUAUUCGUGGCUGCAAAGGACUGAACUUAGUGGGAUGUGACCUCGUCGAAGUCGCACCCAUGUACGACGUCUCUGGGAAUACAGCCCUCCUGGCGGCGAAUCUACUGUUCGAGAUGCUGUGCGCCCUCCCCCGAGUGCAGACAGUGCGAGGGCAGCUCCCACCUGCCCCAGGGGCAACGCGGCUCUGACCCUGGCCAUGGCUUUCGGGUCCCGUUCCCCUUGACUGGUUGCAGUCAACGUGGGCUUUGCAGUGAGGAAUAAAUGCCACUUGCUACUAAAAAAGGUAAUUUUAAGCUGAGAAACUGUUAAGUAAAGUAGCAGAUGGGUUUGAACAGCCCAUUUUAACAAGGGUGGCUGUAGCUUUUGAGUUUGCCUGGGAAAGGAAAAGAUGAGGCUAAUGGUGUUUCACCUGUGCUCUCACCACUGGAAUCGCUCACCUGGCUCUUAGGGGGGCGCAUGGCAGAACCGCCACGGGUAAAAAGUUUCUCCCAUUAAGAUGCAGCAGCAGGACAAUGAACGCAGAGGAAGGGAGAGCAGCCGCAGGUGGCCUGGGACUUGUUCUGAGAACAGGGGGAUACCCGACUCAAUUGCCUGCGGGGAUAACCAGGCAUCUCCUGCAGCAGGAGCAGUGUAAUUGCUCUGGGAGUUUCUGAGCUGACGCGGAGGUGAGGUUAGUUUGUACAUGGAAACACAGAGCCACCUCAUCACACAUUAAAAUAGUUUAUUUUGGUUGCGAA
Molecule: messenger RNA, 2855 nt
Organism: Falco peregrinus (peregrine falcon)
Lineage: Eukaryota; Metazoa; Chordata; Aves; Falconiformes; Falconidae
Gene: AGMAT
Product: agmatinase
Exons: 7
Coding region: 1152-2306 (384 amino acids)
Molecular function (GO): metal ion binding; agmatinase activity
Source: RefSeq, a predicted model, not a curated record